AUUUCUUAAUUUCUCUCUUCUAAAAAUGAACAAUCUAGUCCUUUCACUGUUCGAGUCACCUGAGUUGACAAAACUUGUGGCUCAAUACUUGACAGUCCAUGAUAUCGCACACUGUAUCUUGACAUGCAAGACCCUCUCAAGACUUUUUGAGCCCUAUUUAUGGCGCCAAUUACUCCUAAGGAAUCAUAGCCACUACAAUAUCCUUCCUCGCAAUCCUAUCAGCAACAUCAAUAAUGGCAAUCGUAAUGAUAAUGCUAGCCGGUAUCACCUUAAUUAUCAGUUCCUAUACCAGAACAAUCCACUCUUACUCUGCCCGCCGUCAGGAUUCUCCAGGAACCGGCACCAUCUCCAUUAUUUCAUCGACUUGGCUGAAGGAGAAGCCCCCAUUGAAAAAUAUCUCGAGAUCAUGGUCGAUGGCUUACCUUUACUUCCUGCACUGUCGGACUCUGCAGAGGCUUCUACACCGACACACGAAGCUACCGUCGCGACAUUGACAGAAUCUCUUUCCACGACACUUUCUUCCACAAGUAGCAACAGUAUGAUAAAUCUCCGGGAACUCAAACUCUCACACUUGACUCGGUCCAGGAUCGAUCCUUUAUCCAUUUCGGCUCCAGUGAAUCAUCUACUGCUCCUUCGGAUAUUACAUUCCAACUCAAAUCUGACACACUUGGACCUUCCUGUUACAGUUCUAACUCAGGAUCCAUUGCUGGUUCAAUGUUUUCUGGACGUCAUAUCGACCAAUCUUCAGCACUUACAGCGAUUAAUAUUAAAUGGCACUUCCGCUCACUCUACCAGUAGCAAUAAUACUGCUGGGGAUAUCAUAUCUGCAGAGACAUCAGUCCAGUUUCUAGGCACAUGUUUACAACAUCCUCGACUACGGGAUCUCCAGUGCAACUUUACGAUGGAUGAUAGCAAAGAGACAACAUCUUGGGGCGGAAGAACACCUACACCAAUGUCGUGGUCGCAUGUAGAGAGUGGACAAGACCAAGGAGGACAACAGCAUAGUGGAGGGAGAGGACGAGAGGAGGAAGAGCUAGAAGAACUAUGCUCUGAAUAUUCAUAUGAAUCCUUCAAUAGGAUACCCAACUACGAGACUCAACUAUUAGGACUUUUGAAGACCCUGUCUGUUGCGGAUCGGGCUAAAGAAGAGGCAGGACUUCCAACAGCUUGUCCACUCUUGGCACUUAAAUUACCAGCCACUCGGUUCGGCUAUCCGGAUUCGUUCUUAGAUCGAUUCUUACUAUCACUCGAAAACCUAGAGCGACUAAACAUCACAGAUAUCUUGGAGGGGCAUGAAGAUGAAUUGGAGCCAUUGGUGGAAGAGUGUUGUCCUAAAUUAAGGCAUAUCGAUUGUAGUUUUGAUUACACUCAAUAUAGUGGGAAACCCAUCAUAUCGGUGAUUCAUGGAUGUGCAACUCAUGCAGGACUUAUCUCAUUUAGGGGCUUUGGGUAUGAUGAUCAAGAGGAUGAGGAACAGGAAAAAUACUACAAACCAUCGACAACGUCAUCAUCAUCCAGAAAAACAAUAAUACCAACUGUGGUCCAAAUUCUUGUACAUAAACACUCAAAAACACUUGAAGUGAUUGAGCUUCCGAAUUGUGGAGCCAUCCGGAGUAAAGAUUUACAAUUAAUCCUAACGACCUGUCCCCGGCUUCGACGGUUGUGGGUUUGGCCAGAAAAUAAUAAUGGGCAGAUCGCAUUGGAAUUUGUAGAUGUGGUCAAAGAUGAAUGGGUCUGUUUGGGUUUGGAGGAACUACAGUUGACAUUGACUCGACAAUCGGACGACCAUAGCCAACUUACUGGUUCAGCUGAUCAUUCGAUAAAGGGGAAAGAGACAAUGCCAUAUUAUCUUCGACAGCCGGUCACGAGGCGACGAGGAGAAAGCUACUCAUCCUUCUCUUCUGACAGACAGAUGGCCCAAAUGGCCAAGGAAGUCUAUGCUCAAAUCGGUCGACUGAUCAACUUGCGUAGCUUAGUCCUUGGAUGUGAUAAGGAUGAGCCAUCAGACCUAGAGUAUUUUGCCAAAGAUUUGACAUUGAAUCGAGGAUAUCUAUCUGAGCUCUCGAAGCUGAAAGAGUUGAGACAUUUUGGAAUGACGACCAAUUUUUGGUUGAAGAUGCGACAGGCAGAGACCAAAUUCAUGCUCAAACAAUGGCCCAAGUUGGAGAGGAUUACAUUCGGAGAAGACAAUUAUCAUUUCCUUAAUCAUGGUGGAGGUAGGAAUGGGAGCCGGCAUUUUCGAUCUGCUUAUGGUCAUGGUUAUGAUUAUAGCUGUAGCGCUUUGCUCUCUCAAUUAGCCGAUCUGGAUAUCGCGGACGAGGACCAUUGGCAGUUGAUGCAGGAGAAGCGACCCUGGCUACGAUUUGUACAGGCCUCGCUAUAUAAGAAACAGAGGAGCUAGACAAAGGGCAGAACUAUAUUCAUAAGAUUACCGAACAACUCGACAGAAAACUGGACUACCAAAUCAAAUAGCCUUGAGCAAGGCAAUUUAGUCCAGUUAUUAUCGAAACUUUGAGGCUGUAGCUGCCACUAUCUGGAUUGCACCCUCUUCUGAAGAAAGGGGAUCUGAAGUGCAUGAAGAAUAGAGAAACGUAUAUAUAUUACAU
Messenger RNA from Lobosporangium transversale, 2606 nucleotides. RefSeq lists its product as hypothetical. The coding region runs from base 26 to 2401 and encodes 791 amino acids. Gene Ontology annotation, molecular function: protein binding. Lineage: Eukaryota; Fungi; Mortierellomycota; Mortierellomycetes; Mortierellales; Mortierellaceae. The record is from RefSeq and is a predicted model, not a curated record. The transcript has a single exon.